CAUACACGUGGUUGCAGUUCUAUUAGAAACAAUUAGUUGUCAAAGAUUCAAAAUUUAGCAGUUUCAAAAAAUGGAAAAUUCAGAAAAAGAGUCAGACUCAAAAGCGUCGGAUGUGGCUCUGCUUUCCAGUGGUGGAUGGACUCGCAAGAAGGUCAAACAACAGUUGUCUUGCCGUGGGUAUUUCAUAAAACAAACUAUCGGCGAAGGUUCGUAUUCGAAGGUGUACUACGCUGAGUUUCGAAAGCCUGGUGAACUGUUUCCGGCGCGAAGAGCUUGUAAAAUCAUCAACCGCCGUAGAACUUCAAUCGAAUCUGCUCAAUUCUUGCCGAGGGAAAUCAAAACUAUGUUGGCGCUGUCGCAUCCAAACAUAAUGUCGGUUUAUGCGGUUUAUGAGUUCGGCCCUUACGUUUGCAUCUUUAUGGAUUAUUGUCGCUGUGGAGACUUACUGCAGAAAAUUCAGGAACAGGGAAAGCUGUCCGAGUCGAAAGGGCAACUUUAUUUCGGUCAGUUGGUGUCUGCUGUCCAGUAUAUGCACCAAGCCGGAUUUUGCCAUCGGGAUAUCAAGUGCGAAAAUGUUCUGCUGUCUAGUGCCACUCAUGUGAAACUGUCAGACUUCACAUUUUCUAAAAAGUGUUCUUGCGAGGGCGGCAGUGCUCAGCUUAGUGCCACAUACUGUGGAUCAGUCGCAUAUGCGGCCCCUGAGGUUCUCAAAGGCAUUCACUAUGAUCCCAAACGGUAUGACAUGUGGUCCUUGGGUUGCGUACUGUUCAUCAUGGUAACAGGAACAAUGCCGUUCGACGAAAGAAACAUACAAGAAACGAUUGAUAGGCAGGAGCGAAAAUGUUAUUUUUACCCGACAGGUAUAAAGCCAAAUCUAACAGUGAUGGAGCUGAUUGACAGGCUUAUCGAGCCGGAUGUGGAAGCCAGGGCUACGGUCGAGGAGAUUGCCCAACAUCCGUGGCUAGAGAAAACCAUCUAAAAGCGUGAUUUACUUAUGUUUUGCUAUGCUUCCGACAGAACAUAUUUUCGCUACUUCGUGUUUCACCACAAUGCCAAUAAAAUCAAAAUGUUUGCUCCAUCAAUUUUUAUUCCACUUACCACAGACGUCACGAUUAGUGCCAGCACCACGAUAAUGACGAGAAGAGCGAUCAAAAUUCCGCGCCAGUUCCGUUGGUUCGGAUUUGCCGAAACGAGCUGUAAUCAAACAAGUAAACAUUCUGUUAAUGCAUAUUUGAUGUGUAGAAUAAAUUUUUGAUAAAU
This is a messenger RNA of Wyeomyia smithii (pitcher-plant mosquito), 1260 nucleotides long. RefSeq names its product testis-specific serine/threonine-protein kinase 6-like. The transcript is spliced from 2 exons. Gene Ontology annotation, molecular function: protein serine/threonine kinase activity; ATP binding; tau-protein kinase activity. Gene Ontology annotation, cellular component: cytoplasm. The coding region runs from base 71 to 979 and encodes 302 amino acids. The record is from RefSeq and is a predicted model, not a curated record. Gene Ontology annotation, biological process: intracellular signal transduction; microtubule cytoskeleton organization; protein phosphorylation. Lineage: Eukaryota; Metazoa; Arthropoda; Insecta; Diptera; Culicidae.